AUGAGCAUGCCUCUUGCUCGCUCGCUCGCCGAGCUCCCUCCCAUCCCAGAGGACGUGCGCAAGUGGCGCAUCCUCCUCCUCGUCUCGGCCGCCAACUCGCUCACCCAGCGCGUCAUGACCUACCUCAGCGACCUGGGUUGUGAGAAGGUGUCCACCGAGCUCGCUCUGUCCGACGAGAGCAUGAUCAGUGCCGUGCUCGCCCACUCUCCACACGUAGUUCUCUGCCCCUUCCUCACCAAGAAGGUCCCCGACGUGAUUUGGGAAAACGUGCUCACCCUUAUCGUCCACCCUGGGCCUCCCGGUGAUGCUGGACCAGCUGCAAUCGACUGGGCCAUUAUGGGCGACCGCGGUUUCGACGCCGACGCCGCGACGGCGCUGCCUGCACUGCAGGCUCCCACCGACCGCUCCAAGCCCAUCAGCGAGCGCCAGCGCACACACUGGGGCAUCACCGUCCUCCAGGCCGACCACACCAUGGACGGCGGCCCCGUCUGGGCUUGGGACCAGUUUCCGCUCAACGACGUGUCGCGCACCACCAAGUCGUCACUGUAUCAGGGUCCGGUGACAAAUGCGACCCUCCGUACGGUGACUGUCGCUCUUUCCCGCAUCCAGCAAUCGUACGCUAAGCUCAAUGACCCCACACACCGCGGCGCACGCGUCGGUGUCAAGGUCGACCCCACCUGGGCGCAGCAAUGCGUGUCAUACAGCCAGCCCUUCAUGGGCGGACCGCUCAACGAGCGUCCCCAGAUCAAGCCCGGCCAGCGCCGCCCCGACCUCGCUCUCCACACUGCUGCCGAUGUCGCCCGCAUCAUCAACUGCGGUGACUCACAGCCUGGCGGCACGAUCAAGACGACCAAGUCUUUCAUGUUCGCGUACGACGCCCACAUUCACCUCAGGGCCGCCGACAUUCCGUCUCAGCUGAUCCAGGCGGCCGGUCACACCGACUUUGACGCGAUCCCCGCUGGACGGGCGAUCGCCACUCGCUCCGGUGCCGUCUUGUUCAAGACUGCCGACUGUGGCCACGGCAAGGGUUGCUCGUAUGGCUGCGGCAUCGCAGUCUGGUUCACGCACGGACGUAUCCCCAAGGCGGUGGCGGCGGCGGCGCUCAGUGCAAAGGUCCCCAUGGCAGAGGCACUGGUUGCCGCCGGCGAAGGUUCGCGCUUGGAUGGUGUCCCCGAGUGGCCUGUCCACGACUUCCAGGAGGUGCCUGGCACCUGGCAGGAGGUGUUUGUACGCACCAUCCCCGGUGGUGAUGGUCUGGUUCAGCUCGUAUACUGGGACUUCUACAACGGAGCCUUCUCCACAACUGGCUGCGAGCAUCUCGUUGCCGCACUCCAGUGGGCCACCGACCCCGCACGCGGAGAUGUCAAGGUGCUUGCCCUCAUGGGUGGCCAGUACUUCUCGAACGGUGUUGCGCUCAACAUCAUCGAGAGCGCCGAGCACCCCGGUCGCGAGACUUGGGCCAACAUCAAUGCGAUUGACGAUGUCGUCGAGUUCCUUGCGGGCGACCUUUCGGGUCAGCCGCGCUCCGAGUUCCUCGCCGGUAUCCCCUCGCUCACUGAGCGCGGCAUCACGACUGUCGCAUGCCUCCGCGGCAACGCCGCUGCCGGUGGUGUUGCCCUCGCCGCCGCUUGUGAUGUUGUUGUCUCGGCCGGCACCGUCGUCCUGAACCCCGCCUACCGCGCCAUGGGCCUCCACGGCUCCGAGUUCCACCUCUACUCGUACGUCGAGCGCUGUGGCCGCUCGGUUGCGACCCACCUCGUCAAGGACAUGCUCCCCCUGUCGGCUGUCCGCGCCCGCGAGCUCGGCCUCGUCGACGUCGUCAUUGGCGGCCGCGACAUUCCCUCCCAGCAGGCCGAGGUCCUCAUUGUCGACUUUGUCCGCAACCUCGCCGCUGCUCCUGCCACCGCCUUCGGCACGUCGCAGUUCGCUUCGGCCCCAUGGACCCUCCCUGUCACUGGCUGGACCGGUGCCCCGUCCCACACCCAGUCGCUUGUUGCCCGUCUCUGUGACAACAAGCGCCGUCGCUACGCCCUCGAGACGCACAUCCCCCUCGUGCACUACCGUCACGAGGAGCUCUCGCAGAUGCUGCUGGACUCGUUCCACCCCAUCCGUUCGCAGCGUUACCACACCCGCCGUAUCAAGUUUGUCCGCAAGGUCAAGGCGGAGGGCACCCCCACACGGUAUGUUCACCACCGUAUGAUCGUCAACCCCGACGAGGAGGAGAGCCCGCGCUUCGACGACGCCCCUGCUUGGGUUCGUGGCGAGGAGUGGUCGUGGGUCGGCCUCCAGACACCCGCCAGCAUGGCCACUUCGCAGAGCCUUCUCAUCGACUUUGCCGCGCCUGUUGCGCCUCUGGUCUUGGUGAGCCAGCAGGACAACGCCUCUUCCGGCUCGGAGCCUUCAAACGACAUCCGCACCGACGCGGGCUCGCAGGCAGCGUCUCCCGCCCUGGUUGAUGGCGCCGAGCCCCGCUUCAACCCCCCUCCCAGCCCUUCGCCGAUCACCAAGAAGGCGGUUCAGAAGCAGACCUCGGGCGGCCUUCGCGAGCUCGCUGAGCCAGUGCCCGUGCCCGCUAAGUCGUCCUUUGCUGCGGGCCUCGAGCACAAGCCUAUCGUUGCCGACUUCCCCAAGGGGUCUUCUCGUCCUCUCACGGUCUACCCCUCUGGCGGCAUUACCCACGGCUCAAGCCUCAAUGUCUCGCCCAAGCGCCAGCGUGGCUCCUUUCUUCUCAAGAUUUCGAAUGCGUUUCGCUCGAAGUCGCGCAACGACCUGAGGACCGACGCCCAGACGCAGGCCAACACCCGUGCCAACGCCGCGCCACCCAGCACGGCCACUCUCGUCUCUUCGGCUGCGGCCUCGUCCGAGGACAUGGGCACCCGAUCCAGUCGCCGCACGCUGCAGGGCCAGCCCAAGUACAACCGCCCCAUGAUCCCCAACGAGGGUGACACUGAGAGCCCGUGCCUCUUCAACGUCACUGCCGAUUUCCCCCAGGUGCCCGAGCGCCCUGCUGGUCAGCGCCCUCAGGUGGUCGCCGCUUAG
This is a messenger RNA of Vanrija pseudolonga, 3039 nucleotides long. RefSeq names its product Hydrogenase maturation factor HoxX (gene hoxX). The record is from RefSeq and is a predicted model, not a curated record. Bases 1 to 3039 code for a protein of 1012 amino acids. Gene Ontology annotation, biological process: biosynthetic process. The transcript is spliced from 3 exons. NCBI's taxonomy places the organism in Eukaryota, Fungi, Basidiomycota, Tremellomycetes, Trichosporonales, Trichosporonaceae.